CGCCUGAAGAUAGCCUUUGUGAUAUUUAAAUGUGUGGGUUAAUUUUUUAUCUACUUUAAUACCUGGGUCUUUUUUUUCCGCCUUGGCUUUCUAUUUCUGCUCUGGAGCUGUGAGUACAGGAUCUCUGCAGGCAAAUUACUCCAGAGCAUAUUGGAGGACAAUCCUAUAACGAACAGUUGAAUUCACGGCAUCUGGGUUCUUGUUUCUUUCCUGAAAUGGCAGGUGUGAGUGGCUGUAUAAAAUAUUCUAUGUUUAUCUUCAACUUCUUCUUCUGGGUAUGUGGUACCUUGAUCUUGGCAUUAGCAAUAUGGAUACGAGUAAGUGAAGAUGGUAAAGAGAUUCUCACUUCUUCUGGGGACUCUAGCGCCAAUCCCUUUGUUGCUGUGAAUAUCUUGAUUGCUGUGGGCUCCAUCAUCAUGGUUCUGGGUUUCCUGGGAUGCUGUGGUGCUGUGAAAGAAAGCCGCUGUAUGCUGCUCUUGUUUUUCAUAGGUUUGCUCCUGAUCCUGCUUCUGCAGGUGGCAGCAGGAAUCCUAGGAGCUGCUUUCAAAUCUGAGUCCAGUCGCAUUCUGAAUGAAACUCUCUAUGCAGAUGUAAAACUUUUGAGUGAAACAAGUGAUAAUGGAAAAGAAUUCCGAGAAGCUCUGACUUUGUUUCAAAAAGAGUUUCAAUGCUGUGGUUUGGUCAAAGGAGCUGCUGAUUGGGGAAAUAAUUUUCAGCAAAUUUCUCAGUCAUGUAAAUGUACAAAUAACGUGCAAAAUUCUUGCAUACAGUAUGAGAGUACAUUUGUUUACAAUCAGACAUGUCUUUCUUUGAUAAAAGAUUUAGUGGAAAAACACAUUAUCAUAGUAAUUGCAAUUGCAUUUGGAUUGGCAGUUAUUGAGAUACUUGGUUUGGUGUUUUCUAUGGUCCUCUAUUGCCAGAUUGGAAGCAAAUGAACCUGUGGAUGUGUCAAGCUAUCAUCAGCCAAGCUCCUUUAAAAUUUUGCUUUGGCUUUGUGACUUCAAAUGUAUGAGUGCUGUAUAUAUCAGGAGCAGCUGUCUUAUUAAAAUAUCUCAUUUAACUAGAUUGACAGGUAUCUUCCACACAUACUGAACAUAUUUAAGAUUUGAGGGAUGUAAGAAGAAUAA
This is a messenger RNA of Castor canadensis (American beaver), 1127 nucleotides long. It is a transcript of the gene Tspan8, whose product is annotated as tetraspanin 8. NCBI's taxonomy places the organism in Eukaryota, Metazoa, Chordata, Mammalia, Rodentia, Castoridae. Gene Ontology annotation, cellular component: plasma membrane. The record is from RefSeq and is a predicted model, not a curated record.